UUUCCUUGAUCAAAUAUUUAAGCUCAUCAGAACUCUUUCGCCUGCUGCUACCAAAAAAUCCAUUGUUUCUUUCUAACCAAACAUUCCAGACCACUCUGCAUAACUCAAAAUUCCCAUACCCUCUUACAUCUUCCUACUAAAACAUUAUUAUCCCAUGCUUAAAAGAACUUGAAGAAGUGAACGGUCAGCAGUCUCCACCUCUGUAUUGCAUAGGGGAUAGUUGAUAUUCUCAAGAUUAAUACCUCUCAAAAAGAUGGGAAUAUUUAUGAUCUUCUUCUUCUUUGUGAAAGUUCUUUCAAUUCUUUUAGUUAAUGGAGAAGGAGGAGGUGUAUUCGAAGUCAAGCAUAAAUUUGGAAGUGAAGCCACUCUCAUGGAUUUGAUUGCUCAUGACCAUUAUCGGCAUGGCAGGCAUCUUUCUGCUGCUAUCGACGUUCCUUUGAGCGGUGAUGGGAAAACAACAGGAAUAGGAGUGUACUACACAAAGCUGGGUAUUGGAACUCCUCCAACAGAUUAUUUCCUCUUAGUAGAUACAGGCAGUGACGUGUCGUGGGUUAAUUGCAUCAACUGUAACCCUUGUGCUAACCACACUGAAAUUGAUGGUCUAAAACUGAAAUUAUAUGACCCUCAAAGAUCUUCAACAUCGGCAAAAGUUUCAUGUGGUGAUCCAUUUUGUUCUUAUAUGAAUAAUAGUCCUGCUUGUUCAUCUGAUGGUGGCAGUUGUGAAUAUCAUCUAGAAUAUGCUGAUGCAAGUGAAAGUGUUGGAUACUUAGUUACAGAUACUAUUCUGUUUGAUCAGGUUGCAGGAAACCAUCAGACAACUUUUGCGAGUUCACCUAUUACAUUUGGUUGUGGAGUUCAACAGUCGGGAAAUCUCGUCUCUCCUAAAGGAGCUCUCGACGGCCUAGUCGGUUUUGGAGCUGCAACUACCUCUAUACUAUCACAACUGGCAUCAUCAGGCAAGGUGAAGAAGAAAUUCGCUCACUGCCUAGAUGGUAAACGUGGUGGAGGAAUCUUUUUGGUGGGAGGAGUAGUGCAACCGCAGUUGAAAACUACGCCAUUAGUUGCCCAUCAGACACAUUACAAUGUCAUUCUGGAAUCAAUUCAAGUGGGGGAUGCUGUCCUAAAUAUUUCGAAACUAGUAUUCAGAGACAAGAAAGAAGCAAUUAUUGAUAGUGGCACCACAUUGGCGUAUCUCCCACUAGCAAUUUCCAACCCAAUGAGACAAUUGAUUUUAGCUAGCCAGCCCAACUUGAGCAAACAAUUUGAUAAUGAUUUCUUUGAGUGCUUCGAAUUCAAUAAAAGCAUCAAUGACGAAUUUCCUACUGUCACUUUUGGUUUUGCGAAUUCAGUCCAGUUGAACGUAUACCCACAUGACUAUUUGAUCCUAAAAAAAGAUCAUCUUGAGAGGUAUUGUUUAGGUUGGCAAGACGGUAUGAAAUCUGACGAGAUCAUCUUAGGAGAUUUGGUUCUAACGAAUAAAUUGGUGUUGUACGAUCUCGAAGACCAAGUUCUGGGAUUGGCAGAGUACAACUGCUCUUCACCCAUUGGGCUCGAUCUUUCAUCUUCACCUGCUCGCUACAAUAUCCCAAGGGUUAUCAAGUUGUUGCUAUUACUAUCUUUCAUGUUAUAUACUUCUGUCCAGUGACAAUUGCUCGCCAGUAACAUUCACAUUUGUCUUGUCUUUUAUACUGUAACUACUGAAAACAUUUGUUCAUAUAUCUAUACAAAGUUGGAUACUUUCCUAUCAGGAGA
This is a messenger RNA of Papaver somniferum (opium poppy), 1752 nucleotides long. Its product is annotated as aspartic proteinase-like protein 2. The transcript has 10 exons. Gene Ontology annotation, biological process: proteolysis. Gene Ontology annotation, molecular function: aspartic-type endopeptidase activity. Bases 254 to 1645 code for a protein of 463 amino acids. The record is from RefSeq and is a predicted model, not a curated record. NCBI's taxonomy places the organism in Eukaryota, Viridiplantae, Streptophyta, Magnoliopsida, Ranunculales, Papaveraceae.